CUCUGCUUCAGUACUUCCCCAAAUCGCGAUUUUCAUCUCAUCUCUCGCUAGAGUGCUAGACACAUAUCGAUGGAGGAUUUCGAAGCCCCAUCGUUCUCUCUGGGCAUUGAUGUCGACUUCGAUUCAGAGACCAGAGCCAUCCCGAGAGAAGAAUCAGUCUGCAAACAAGCUACAGAAUCUUCAAGCAAUGUAACCUUCCAGUUUCUCGAAGAAGAUGAUGAUUUUCAAGUUCAAAACCUAGAUCCUGUCAUACACACUGAGGAUUCACAUCCGGUUCUCAAGCGCCUAAAGCGAGGACCCGCGACUCAAUUGCCUGCUGUCGGCAAGCCACAACCGACGCAGUCGUCAAUGGAUUUUGAUGAUGAUAUUGAAGAGUUCUCAUCUCAGGAGGAACUGCGUAGAGGAGAAACUGUUGGAUGUUCAGCGGUACAAAAUCAUUCUGCGAGUAACAGUUCAAAGUCUCAAUUGCAUUCCCGUAGGGUCUUAACUGCACAAUCAAUAAACAAUAAUAAAGUACGGAAAUACACACCAUCUUCAAAUGCCUCAACUUCUGCAAAUUUGGAGGGAGGUGACAACAAGUUGAUGUUUCCCAAGUUAACUCUCAGUCCUCUCAGAAGAUUCCAGUUGCUUGAUUCUGAUUCAGAUGAGCCUUCUGUCAGUGAAGACUUAUGUCAAGAUGCUGGUAAGAAUGAUGCUGCUGCAAAAGAAAGACAAUGUAGUCCAGACCAAUGUAUGACAGGGAAUCAAGCAAAGAAGCUAAAAAGAAGGUUGCCAAGUACGUUUCAAACUGUGGAUUUAUGGAAAGAUUUUAGCCCAAAGAAGAAUCCAAGUAUUCCCACACCGGCUUUGGAUGAGUUUUGUGAUGAAUACUUCAGGUCAGUGAAGGAUAAGAAUGUAGUACAGAUGGAGAAAGGUAUACCUGUCAGUAGCUCCAAAGGUUAUCCGAAGAGUAGCAUCAGUGAAAAUGUCACACACUUAGAGAAUCUGCCAAGUCCUCUUCCUCCUGCAUAUCAAUAUUUUUUUCAUGAGGACACAAGGAUCCAGAAAUUAGUCCGUGAACGCUUACCUAACUUCUUCCCUCUUGGGGAUGUCAAUAACAGAGGACACAAGCAGUCUGAUGCGGCAGUCAUUGAUUACAUGAGUCAAUUUGGUCAGAGAGUCUGUCCACAGCCUGGUAGAGCAGGAAACAAGGCUCUUGUAGGAAGCUCAAAAAGAAGUAAAAAGAAGGUCAAAAGUUCUAAUGCUAAAGAGGUCUCACAACCUUCUGAGGAUUGGGUUAACCCCAAAAGCAGUGCCUGCAUGCCAAAAAAUGCUGGCAAAAGACGAGUUCAUGCAGAAGGCCAGUCUAUUGGUCAUUGGUAUACAGGCCAGGAUGGGAAAAGGGUUUAUGUCAAUAAAAGUGGACAGGAGUUGAUGGGGCGAGUUGCUUAUAUGCAAUAUAGGAAGGAGAAUGGAAAAGGACCCAAAAAAUCAACGAAGAAAGCUACAGCCAAGAAAAAAUAAAAAAGAUGAGUGUUUCCUCCAAGAUUGUGCCAUAUAGUGGGUUUAACUCCGAAGAAUUUCACGUUCCUGUUGACCAUUGUCAUGAGUCUGUUCAUGUAAAUACUGAUUUUGGAUAUCAAGGUGAUAAUUGGCAUGCACUGUUGAAUUGAUACUUGUCACCAAUUUCUACUCAUACUUGGUACAUUGACCCUCCCAUUCAUCUUGUAGACUAAUGGUGCACAUCAUGGAUGAGCAUUAACUAUAUCAUCGACCCUCUUAACUAUCUGUAUUGUCAAUCAUUGUGGG
Telopea speciosissima is the source of this 1788-nucleotide messenger RNA. RefSeq lists its product as uncharacterized. NCBI's taxonomy places the organism in Eukaryota, Viridiplantae, Streptophyta, Magnoliopsida, Proteales, Proteaceae. The coding region runs from base 70 to 1503 and encodes 477 amino acids. The record is from RefSeq and is a predicted model, not a curated record. The transcript has 6 exons.